UGGCUACGUCACCAGUUUUUACCGAAUGCGAUGGAACAGCGUGGAAUGAAAAUCUUAAAAUCUUUCUAGCGGUGGCUGAAAUUCACAAACAACAGAGUUUCUAGGCACAGAGUUUCUAAACCCAGAGGCGCAACAUCGCGAGACUUCCGGGAACAGCCAAGUCAAUGGGAGAAGUGUAAUUUGUUCCCGUGGUUGUACCUUUUAGAUUUCGAGACAAGAUGAUGUCUUAUCACUUGCAAUCACUUGCUCGAUGUGUGUUACUUGUUCUCCUUGUAAGUCACUGCCAAGAAGCCAGGCAGGGACAGGAUCUCAAAUGUGGAGCAUGUAGGGCCAUGGUGGAUGAGAUGGAGUGGGCGAUAUCCCAGGUGGAUCCUAAGAAAAUGAUCCAGACAGGGUCUUUCAGAAUCAACCCGGAUGGUAGCCAGUCUAUUCGAGAGGUUCCCUUCGCCCGCUCGGAAGGUAACCUCCUAGAGCUGAUGGAUGAGGUGUGUGAGCGGCUGAAGGAUUACGGGGAACGUGUGGACCCCACCACCAGCAGGAAGACCUACGAAAGGGUCACGUCUCGGAACGGCAAAUCCAUGGACCUCUCAGAGGCUAAACUGGAUUCCAGAGUCACAUCCAGCCUGAAAUAUGCUUGUGAGACCAUCGUUGAACAACAUGAAGAUGAGGUCAUCGAAUUCUUUGCACAUGAAACGGACAACGUCAAAGACAAACUCUGCAGCAAGAGAACAGACCUUUGCGACCAUGCUCUGCAAAUCCCUCAUGAUGAGCUAUAAUUCCGUCGUGCACUGGACGCAGCUCAGCGAUACGCACAGCUACCUUCUACCGCGUUACAAUGGGGACGAGGACUAUCCGGAGUUGCUCCAGCACCAGGUGCUUAGGGUUGAGGGGAGGUGAGGAUUGUAGACCGAUGGAACAAUCUUGUAAUGUGUAUUACUGCAAUGAAGUGCUGUUUGUCUUACACAGACCUGUAGUAACAACAAAUCACGCUGGAUGAUUUCAUGAGUUUAAACACUCACGCUUACUCUUGAAGCAGAAUGGUGAAUAAAAUUCUCUAACAAUAGUUAGAUACUGUAACUGUCCAACGUAGUUGCUGAUUUUGUUAUGCUUGUUGCUUUGAUUCAUUGUAUUCUGUGAAUGGAAAGGUUCGAUUACACUUAAGCAACUCCAAUUCGUUUUCUAUUUUGUGUAAUCUUGUCACUGUCAUCUGUUUUACAUACUUUGAUGGAAAUAUAUAUAUUUCUACAACAAUCUGGAGUCAUUGUUUUCAAAUAAAAUGUUAUUUCUCACAUGUGCUGAAUACAACACCUUACAAUGAAAUUAACUAAAUUAAAGAGCAGCAGUAAAAUGA
Oncorhynchus mykiss (rainbow trout) is the source of this 1351-nucleotide messenger RNA. The record is from RefSeq and is a predicted model, not a curated record. Lineage: Eukaryota; Metazoa; Chordata; Actinopteri; Salmoniformes; Salmonidae.